Messenger RNA from Emiliania huxleyi CCMP1516, 2178 nucleotides. RefSeq lists its product as hypothetical. The transcript has 11 exons. Bases 1 to 2178 code for a protein of 725 amino acids. The record is from RefSeq and is a predicted model, not a curated record. Lineage: Eukaryota; Haptophyta; Isochrysidales; Noelaerhabdaceae.
AUGCUUUCCGCGGCGGCGCCACUCAUGCUUUGGCUCCUCCUCCUAUUCGCCGCCACCGUCUGCGUUGUGGAGUCGCGCCCGCGCUGGCGCUCGGCACGAGGUGCUCACGGCACGCGGGCAUCGCUGCUGGUAGGCUAUCAGGUGCCUGCGACGGCCGCGGACCGCCUCUACUCCGACCUGCCGUACGUGCGCAAGCAUGUGCUCGCUCCGCUCGUGGCGCACCUCGCCUCGGACCUCCUCCUCUACCUCUCCCUGCCCGAGCUGCGGCAGCCCGCCCUCAUCGCGCACCACCUCCUCACCGGCGCCCUCGCCCACCUCGCCACCCACCCGGUGCCAUACACGCACCACUACAUCCUCUUCUUCGCCGGCGCCGCCGAGCUCUCCAACCUCCCGCUCGGGUGGAUCGAGCUCUGCAAGUGCGACCUUGGCUUAGAGGCUUGCGGCGGCUACUCUGCCGCGAGGGCCGUCUUCGCGGCGAGCUUCGUCACUCUCCGCCUGCUGCUCUGGCCGGCGGUGACGGUCCGCUUCUGGAGCGACUCGCUCCUCGCCCUCCGCGGCGACGUCGCCUGCGCCUCGCGCGGCGCGGUCUACGCCGCUUGCCUGCCCCGCCUGCCCACCGCUUUCCGCUCCACCGUCCUGUGCGGCGGCGGCUGGUUCGCGGCGGCGCUGCUGCUGCAGGGAGGCCUCUCUUUCAUGAACGAUGCCGUCGCCACGCUCGGCAGGCCCGUCCCGUUCAGCCGACGUCUGUGGCAGACGCUCGACCGGCUGCUGGCGUGGACGCUCACCGCCAACGCCGCCGCCACCGCCCGCGUGUGGGCGGCGUCUGCAGAGAGCACCGCGCACCCGGCGUUGGCUCCGGCGAUGGUGCUCUCCUUCCUCACCUUCAUCCCCUCGCGGCUGUGCGAGGUGUGGGGCCGGAUGGCCGCCUACAAGGGCGGGGCGGCGGUUCCCCUGCCGGCAGAGUUCCUCAGCGAGGUUGAGACGAUGAUGGCGGAGCAUGAGGUGCCGGGGCUGAGCCUCUCGGUGAUUCACAACUACGAGGUGGUUGAGACGGCGCAGCUGGGCGUGCUCGUCAAGGGGGGGGAGAAGAAGGCGUGCUCUCUCAGCAAGCCUCCGACGGACAUCGCGCUGCUCCAGUUCGUGCAGCAGGGAGCGCUCAGCCUCGACGAGCCGGCGAACGAGGGGCUCAAGUCUUGGCAGAUCCCGGACGGUCCCUACACCAAGGGCGGCGCGAUCCCAGUGCGCCGACUGCUCACCCACUCGGCUGGGCUGAGCGCGGGCUUCUACCCUGGCUAUCUCCGCGGUAGCCCCAUCCCACCGUCGACCACGUCGGUACUGGAGGGCGGCACGGCCCCCGAUGGCACAGUCAUCACCUCGGAGGCGGUGCGGCCCAUCCUGGAGAUGGGCAAGCAGUGGUGCUACAGCGGGGGCGACGCGCGUUCGCUCAUGGUUGUGAAGGAGCUGCUGGAGGACCUCGAUCCGCUCGCCAAGGAGGACUUUGCCGCCUUCAUGGCCAAGAAGGUGCUCGGACCGCUCGGAAUGAACCGCAGCACGUACGUCGCGCCGUACCCCGAGGCCGACCUCGUCAACACGGCCAUGGGCCAUCCGUGGGAUCCGCGGGGCUCGUUCAAGGAGUACCCCUCCCAGUCGGUGGCGGGGCUGUGGACGACGGCCGAGGACCUCGCCAAGGGCAUGAUCGUGAUGCAGAAGCUCCUCGCGGGCGACCCGAGCGCGCCGCCGGUGCUCAGCCCCGACCUCGCCAAGGAGAUGUUUACGCCUCAGGAGACGGGCACCGACCCGUGCGUCGACAAGAUUCCACACUUCCACGCCAAGCAGGGGCUCGGCUACCUCCUCGAGGGCGGGAAUUGUGGCGUGGAGCGCUUCUGGCACUGGGGCGACAACCCGGGCUACAAGGCGCUGCAAGCGCCGCUUGGGCAGGCCAAACGGCGCCGCGACCCGAACGGCCGCUGCGACGUCGUGCCUGAGGAGGAGGAGGCUGGCGAGGGCGACGAGCUGGACCUCCAGUCCUUCCUGGAGGGAGUUUCGGAAGACGACCCGGAACUCCUCCGCAUCAUGCCCUCUUUCACCAUGCCCUCUUUCGGCGCGCUGCGCACGGUCGAAGAUGCCGACCGCGCCCGAGCUGCGGCCUCUUCUGACAGCGCGCUCGAUCUGCUCUGA